AUGGCAGAGUAUGGGAUCUCAGCUGGCCAGUCUGUGGCUGUGGUCUGGGAUAAGUCGUCCGCUGUGGAGGCCCUGAAGAAUCUGGUCGAUAAGUGUCAAACGUUAACCGGCGAUGAGGGCCAAGUGUCUGUGGAAAACAUCAACCAGCUAUUGCAAUCUGCCCACAAAGAAUCUAGCUUUGACAUUAUUUUGUCGGGUGUAAUUCCUGGAAGCACCACUCUGCACAGUGCUGAGAUUUUGGCUGAGAUGGCCCGGAUCCUGCGGCCUGGCGGAUGUCUUUUUCUGAGCGAGCCAGUAGAAACAGCUGUAGUUAACAACAGCAAAGUGAGGACGCCCUCGAAGCUGUGUUCGGCCCUGACUCUUUCCGGUCUCGUGGAAGUGAAAGAGCUGCAGCGGGAGUCCCUGAGCUCUGAAGAGAUACAGUCUGUUCGAGAAUACCUGGAUUACCAAAGCGACAGCCUGCUCUCUAUGCGCAUGACGGGCAAAAAACCCAACUUUGAAGUGGGUUCUUCUAGUCAACUGAAGCUUUCUCUUGCCAAGAAGACUUCUCCUCCAGCAAAGCCUCCCAUGGACCCUGCCGCAGCCAAGCUCUGGACCCUGUCAGCCAAUGACAUGGAGGACGAGAGUGUGGAUCUCAUUGACUCCGAUGAGCUGCUGGAUCCAGAAGAUUUUAAGAAGCCCGAUCCAGCUUCCCUGCAGGCUCCUUCGUGUGGAGAAGGGAAGAAGAGGAGGGCCUGUAAGAACUGCACCUGUGGCCUUGCGGAAGAACUGGAGAAAGAGAAGUCAAGGGAACAGGCGAGCUCCCAGCCCAAGUCGGCCUGUGGAAAUUGCUACCUGGGUGACGCUUUCCGCUGCGCCAGCUGCCCCUACCUCGGGAUGCCAGCCUUCAAACCCGGAGAGCAGGUGCUCCUGAGCACCAGCAACCUGAGUGACGCCUAGGAGGGAGCCGACGCCCUCUGGCCAACCCCCGUCCCUCCAGUCCCACCAUCAUGCUUCCUCCCACCCCCUCUGCACUCGCUCGCUCUCUGCUUAGAAUCCAUUUGCAGGGGGCGUGCUUGGUCAACAGAGCAGAGAGGGCCCUGGGGUGCGGCCGUGUGCGGUGCUGCUGUCUGGCAGAAGACCUAAGUAUAAUGGGGCCUGCUUACUCCGAGCGGGGGGACCUGUUUCUCCACCUCGUGUGAGGGCACGCUCUCCCGACAUCACUCUGCUGACCUGUCGCUCGGAUCCCAGACACCCUGGAGUGGUCACGCUCUGGGACAAAGAGGGCCCCCGCCCCACUUCAAAGCUCAACCACAGUGCCACUGAGCUGUCUUCCAGAGGUGGCGAUCUCCUCAACAUGCAGUUGGUGGUGACGUGAGUCACAUGUCUCAUGGCCUCAGGGCACCAAAGGACUCACCCAUUGGUUGCUGUGAUCAUACUCCGUGUCCCUCUGUCCCUUCCUUCCCCACCUCACCCCUGUUUUACUGUAUUAUAUCCGUCUUGUGGUUUCUGUUCAUCUACAGUUAUUAAAGUUGUGUACUUCAC
Lutra lutra (Eurasian river otter) is the source of this 1524-nucleotide messenger RNA. RefSeq names its product cytokine induced apoptosis inhibitor 1 (gene CIAPIN1). Lineage: Eukaryota; Metazoa; Chordata; Mammalia; Carnivora; Mustelidae. Bases 1 to 939 code for a protein of 312 amino acids. The transcript is spliced from 8 exons. Gene Ontology annotation, cellular component: cytoplasm. Gene Ontology annotation, molecular function: iron-sulfur cluster binding. The record is from RefSeq and is a predicted model, not a curated record. Gene Ontology annotation, biological process: iron-sulfur cluster assembly.